AUGAACCGGAAGAAGGAGAGCGUCCUGUCGUCAGUUGCUGAUGCAAAUGGAUUUAAGUACCUUAUUUUCUGUCGAGUGAUAUUGGGAAAGACAGAACAGUUUCUUCCUGGUACAAAACCAUUUGGACCGAGUUCAGAUGAGUUUGAUUCUUGUGUGGAUGAUCAGCAAUUUCCCCAGAAGUAUAUUGUACGGUAUUCUGAUGCUAAAACUCGUGUGCUGCCAUUGUAUGUGCUGACUGUCCAAUUGGACACCCAAUCCAAAGGGAGCCUGAACGAGAUUGUAACAAGGCCACACUCACCAUGGAUAUCUUUCAACAAGCUGAUCUAUAUUCUUUCUAAGGGUUUAUCUUCUUCAAAGAUCUGCUUGAUUAAGAAGUUCCACGUCAAAUAUAUGGAAAGGAAAAUUUCUCGUGAGCAGUUGGUAACUCACCUUAGGCAAACAGUUGGAGAUCAUUUACUGAAAUCUAUCAUUCGAAAGUUUCAACAAAGAUUUUAAACAGAUGAUAUCUGCUUUUUCUGCAACUUCGAGCACUCGUGAGGAUUAACAAAUAGAACUGACAUUUGGUUGUAUGACAGCAACAGCAAUCAGACUCUUUCAUCAACUGCCUCUCACAGCAUUAACUGAAGUUUUUCCAUUGUCGAGCAUCUCUUAAAACUUCCUCUACGGAAUUAGCAGACAAGGUCUUCAAUUUUAAAUAGGUGAUUAACAGAGUAUAGAUGAUUCUGAAAUUGAUCUAUAUUUUCUUUUUCACAUGUAAAUAUCCUUGGAUGUCAAUAGAUAUUGAUUGCACUGUCAUAUCAAAACUUGUGAAUCCAAAUUUUUGGUUAUGUAGUUUUGUUUUGAGAAACAUUUGAUGGUAUCUUCAAAAUCAGUUUGUUCA
Molecule: messenger RNA, 880 nt
Organism: Dendrobium catenatum
Lineage: Eukaryota; Viridiplantae; Streptophyta; Magnoliopsida; Asparagales; Orchidaceae
Product: probable inactive poly [ADP-ribose] polymerase SRO2
Exons: 5
Coding region: 1-495 (164 amino acids)
Molecular function (GO): NAD+ poly-ADP-ribosyltransferase activity
Source: RefSeq, a predicted model, not a curated record